Messenger RNA from Notothenia coriiceps (black rockcod), 733 nucleotides. Its product is annotated as ribonuclease inhibitor-like. The annotation marks the transcript as partial. The transcript has 5 exons. The record is from RefSeq and is a predicted model, not a curated record. Gene Ontology annotation, molecular function: protein binding. Lineage: Eukaryota; Metazoa; Chordata; Actinopteri; Perciformes; Nototheniidae.
AGUCUCCAGUCUGCAGUCUGGACUCUCAGACUGGAGAGCUGCAGUUUGUCAGAGAUCAGCUGUUCUGCUCUGAUCUCAGCUCUGAAGUCCAACUCCUCCCACCUGAGAGAUCUGAACCUGAGUGACAACGUUCUGCAGGAUUCAGGAGUGAAGCUGCUGAGAGAUCUUCUGGAGAGUCCAGACUGCAGACUGAAGACUCUCAGUCUGGAGAGCUGCAGGUUGUCAGAGAUCAGCUGUGCUGCUCUGAUCUCAGCUCUGAAGUCCAACCCCUCCCACCUGAGAGAUCUGAACCUGAGUGAGAACAAUCUGAAGGAUUCAGGAGUGGAGCUGCUGAGAGAUCUUCUGGAGAGUCCAGACUGCAGACUGGAGACUCUCAGAUUGGAGAGCUGCAGGUUGUCAGAGAUCAGCUGUGCUGCUCUGAUCUCAGCUCUGAAGUCCAACCCCUCCCAUCUGAGAGAUCUGGACCUGAGUGAGAACAAUCUGAAGGAUUCCGGAGUGAAGCUGCUGAGAGAUCUUCUGGAGAGUCCAGACUGCAGACUGGAGACUAUCAGGAUCAGAGGAGAGACAAUCAGAGCCAAGAUCCAGAAGAACUGUGAGUACUGAAACCAUAUCCUCCAUUCAUCAAGAUAUUAAACUCUUUAAUGGAGCAUGUCCUCAGAGUAAAACAACAUUCUUGUUUUUCUCUCUUCAUCAUUUUGGCUGUUUCUCUUCAUGUUUUUAUUAUCAUCAUCAU